GGCGAUCGGUGGGACCCAUCGUCAUUGCACUGUCGAACCGCGAACAGGUUGGACCCUGGUCACCAGAUUAUGAUAAGUGUUAAAGUCCAGACACCAUGAGGUACUCCAAGGCGAUCCUGUUAUGGUGCGGCCUGCUCAUCCGCGUGGUCUUCCCAUUAGAAGUUCACCAGGAUGUUGAGAAGCAUACCGAAAUCAACGUCGAAUCAGAAUCCGUCAGGGGCAGACGAGGUGUAAUAGAAGAAGAAAAAUAUUACAACAUGCAAUCCCAUCGACAGGAAACAAACAUGAACAUGAACCAACCUUGGAUACCUGGUCCCUUACCUCCUGAAGAUCCUACCACCAAAAUAUCCAUCACCAAUGAGGUUAAAGAAGUCCUUCCUCUGUAUCAGACCACAGAGAGAGUGACUGACAAACCUACUGGUCGGGGUGCAAGAGCUUCUAACGAAAACUGGAUCAAACUCCCUCUACCUGGCCGAGAUGAGCUUCAAAGAGAUCAGAGAGACCAAAGAGACCAGCAUGACCAAAGGGAUCAGCGAGACCAAAGGGAUCAGAGAGACCAGAGAGACCAUAUCCUAACACCCCCUCAACCAUCAGGAGAUCUGAUAAACUCUAGAAUGCCCAGAGUCAAUUUUGUUACUCAAAAUAAAGCUCUAGAGGCUUCAGAGUCUCGUAACGACAAAGAAUCUAUUCAAAGAAAGACAAGAACUGAUGAACUGCGAACUGAAUUCGUAAGACCUGAUGAGGAUAGAGACAGGAAUAAUUACAAGCCAGUGUUUCCACGUCAAGCUAUUUACAAUCCUCCUGUAGCUGAAGAAUCAAGAAGGUACUUCUACGACGGUAGGUAUUACCCAAUAACUGAUGAUCUGUACAGGCGAGACCACUUCUAUGAUAUGAUGGAUAGAAGACGAUAUUACCCGUACUUAGGUACACGUGUUGACAGAUUUGAUGACUAUGACAACAUGGUACCCAGAAAACCUAAACGAAUCAUUUACUAUGCACAUUUACCCGAAGUAGUCCGCACUCCACCUAGCGUUGAUUUAAGAUACAGAUACUCUGUAGACCCUUACAGACGCUAUGAAGAUGAGAUGUAUGCAAGCGGUAGGAAUGGAAGAUACGAUUAUAGAUUUAGAAGUAGAAACCCUGUCAUUUAUGCUCCGCUAAGGAAAGAUGAAAGGAACUACAGAGAUCUGGCCGGAGCCGGAACUGUUGCCAAGGAUAAGAAAGUAGAAGACAAAGUUACACCUAUUCCAAUAUUACCACAGAAAGAGGACAAGUUCAAGACGAACAUGAACGCUAACAGAAAUCUGAUAAACAGCCAUCAGUACCACGAAAGUGCUGAUACGUAUAACGAGCCAAUUUCUCACAAAACUUUCCCAGUUGUUGCUCGACCUGAUGAUGGAUAUCUUCGCUUUGACGAGCCCCUGUUCCACGGACCAAUCGAUGAACCCUAUCAGAGAAAAUAUUGAUCCUCUGUGCAAAAGCCGUUUGUGGCUCGUUUUUCAAAAUAAACCAUUUGAAAAAAUAGCCACAAACGACACCCUAUGUUUGAGCUAUUAACUUUUGAAAGCAUUUAAUAUCGAUGUAGUAUUUAUCUUUAGUACAAUCCUGUAAAAUAAAAUGAAGAUUCUUCGUACAACUACAAUUUUUAUUUGUGUCACUAAUAAACGUAAUAACUGA
Molecule: messenger RNA, 1677 nt
Organism: Helicoverpa zea (corn earworm)
Lineage: Eukaryota; Metazoa; Arthropoda; Insecta; Lepidoptera; Noctuidae
Exons: 3
Coding region: 96-1466 (456 amino acids)
Source: RefSeq, a predicted model, not a curated record